Molecule: messenger RNA, 8578 nt
Organism: Zophobas morio
Lineage: Eukaryota; Metazoa; Arthropoda; Insecta; Coleoptera; Tenebrionidae
Exons: 3
Coding region: 449-8482 (2677 amino acids)
Biological process (GO): protein import; protein targeting; intracellular protein transport
Cellular component (GO): membrane
Molecular function (GO): ATP binding
Source: RefSeq, a predicted model, not a curated record
AUUAAUAGAACCCGAAUAACCCAAGAAUGAGUCAGUCAAACCAGAUUGGUGUGCGAAAGAGGAACACAUUCGGCAACCUCGAUAAGAUAAGACAUGACAUUUUACCGGCGGUUUCCGGUUCUCGUUUCGUUCGCUGGCGGGGAAAUCACCCGAUUUCAACCAACGCGGCGCCCGGAGUGCUGAUUGGAUGACGACUUUCACCGAAAGUGUUUCGUGUGGUGUCGGCUGACGAUGGGUGUGCCAUAACGGAAUUCGGUGGCGGCCCGGUGGUGUUGCUGUUGCGUUGUGAAACAAUUAGAAGAGUUUUUGAGUCGUGAGGUGUUGGAAGAAACAAGUGGACGUAUUCGAUAAAUAUUCGUUUCAAAAAAGAAGACGGUGCCCGACACCAUUCUCCGCAAAAGUGUGUGUACUCGUCUGAGAUCUCGCUAACGAGUGUAAUGAAGCGAACAUGCAGCGGAACAACAUUAAGAAAGCCAAACCCUUGAAUGUGUCUUAUAAACCGUUCCUCGAAGAAGAAGUCGACAAUGAAGAAAUUUUGUGGAAAUUUAUAUCCAUACAACCCUACAACAGGAAGAAUGUGAAGAAAGCGUCAAAGUUUUUGAUGAACAGAAGCCAAUUUGACUACAAGAAGCAGUACCGCAUUUUUAAGAGUCUCGACGAGUUUGUGCGCGAAUUCAGCGUUCCUGAAAACGAGGGGCCGCUGUUUAUUGUUUUGCCAAAAUCGGUAGAUCUUUGGGUUGUUUUUUGUCUGGUAUGGGAAGAUGGUGGUGAAAGCACAGUUUUAUACAAGGACUCGUCCGGUGCUUCCGUUCCUCUUGAAGUUGAGAAAACAUUGACAAAUCUAGUCCCUGACGUGGAAUUUAUUGUUCACAAGAACCAAGACCACGAAGAAGACGAAGAUUUCCUUUAUGGACCACUCUGUCUAAGAAACUUGGAAAUCUUGUUGAAAUUUUUCGAGAAGAAACCACGCGAUGUAGCUAACGAGUUUCUUGAAAUUUCCUUUUGUAAAGGAUCUGACAUCAACAAACAAAAAUUCGAUGCUGCCGUCAGUCUUACUUUCCAUUUGUCGAAGAAUACCAAAUUCAAAGCGUAUUUGCAACAGUUCGUGAAGAAGUUGCCAAGAAAACUGGCAAGUGACGUCGCCGACUAUCACAAAAUUUUGAAAGAAGAGCUCGAGAAAGACGAAAAGGACGUAAACCACGAGAGACUCGAAGAAGCCAGACAAAAAUGUCUCCAAGAAGAGGACAUCAAGAAAUUUUCCGAAGACUUCAAAAUCCACGUAGACAAAAAAGCGCAGGAGUAUCGACUAGAGGCUGCUGAAGAUUUUUCUAAAGAAAUGAAACGCAUGCGGCAAAUUUUUCUCAUUCUUCAAUCGUGCGAAAAUGACGAACGUUUCCCAGAAGCACUAGAAAUGGUACACAAACAGCUUGGUGUCGACUACAACGAAAUAAAGUCGCUUGGGCAACAAAUCACAGAACAAGAAGAAACAAAAGAAGAUGAUUCUCUCGUCCCUGAAGAUAUCAGUACCCUUGUCGAAGACAUCGCCAAAAAUGGUCAACACAACGAAGAAAUUCCCUCAGUUGAGUGUACCCCGAUGGAAGAUUUGUUGCCUCAGAUUCACUUUCACAUGGACCAAGACGAUCCACAACAAGAACAAACUGAUCUUAAACCGAUACAAGACAAAUUGUUACUGGUUAAAACUAAGUACGAAAAGUGGAAAGAUAAUGGUCUUGAAGCUAUCAAUAAGUGGGCGAAAAAGAAGAAAGGUCAUUUGGGCACUGAUGACAACUCUGUUUGUGAAGCAAUUGCCGUCAUGGAUAAAGCUUUCAAUUUAUUAAAACAUGGACGUCGACUUCGUUCAACCCAAAUAUUGUCAAUAUUGAUUUUUUUCCACGAUCGGAAGAAUCAAGGCCAAUUGUGUCAAAUACAAACCGGUGAGGGCAAAACCCUCAUCGUUUGUCUAUUGGCUGUUAUUAAGGCACUCCAAGGUUUGACAGUCGAUGUUAUAACCAGCAAUCCAGUUUUAGCCCAAGAUGCUGUCAACGAAAACAAAGAUUUUUACGCAGUGUUUGGGUUAACUGUUGCCUGCAAUAAUUACGGUCAGUCUAAGAAAUGCUACACCGCCAAUAUUCUUUACGGGUCAAUCUGUAGCUUCCAGUUUGAUUUUUUGACUGAUAGUUGUGAAGGAACUAACAUGAGACAUGGUAGAGGCUUCGGCCAAGUAAUUCUAGACGAAGUUGAUAGCAUGUUGAUCGAUAAUGGAGGACACAUUGCCAAACUUGCCUCACCUUACCCAGGAAUGGAAAGCCUGAAGUACAUCUACAUCAAAAUCUGGCAAGAGUUACACAAAGCUGAAAAGAGUUAUUGCGAAGAAGUCCAAACCAAAAUCCAAAACGAUUCUCGCACUUGUGGAAUUAAUAAUUUGAUGCAUGAAGAAUCCACCUUUGAAAUGGAGAACUACUUAACUGAAAAAAUCAAAGCAAGUGAUCCCACAAACAUUGCUUUGAUUCCGUUCCAUUUGAGGAACUACGCAAGAAGUAAAAUAGACGUCCUGAUUACAAACGCUCUUCACGCCAAGUACCACUGUCACGAACAUCAACAAUAUCGCCUCAUUGUUAACGACGAAGGCGAAAGGGUCAUAGCACCGGUGGACUACCUAAACACUGGUGUCACCAUGAAUAACACAGUCUGGUGCAACGGCUUACACCAAUUCGUGCAACUCAAACACAACCUUCACCUAACUUCAGAAAGCUUGACCAGCAGCUUCAUUUCCAACAUCGGCUACAUCAAGAAAUACCAAGACAAAAACAUCUUUGGAAUGACCGGCACUUUGGGCUCUCAAGCAGAGCAACAACUACUCUCGAAAGUCUACAACGUGAACUACGCAAAAAUCCCCACUUACAAAAAGAAGGUCUUCGAAGAAUAUCCCAUGGUGGUUGUCGACGACGACAAAUGGGUUGAUCGAAUCAUCGCAGAAGUCUUGAAAAAAAUCAACAACGAAAGAGCGGUUCUAGUAAUCUGCGAAACAGAAGAAGAUCUUCUCAGCCUCAACCAGCAACUUACCACCAUACAGAAGAUCCGAGUUUACGCAAACGAAGAUAACGCGAAAGAACCAGAAGAACUGGUGAAAAUCGGAGACAUCAUUUUAGCCACAAACAUAGCAGGACGCGGAACUAACUUCCGAACAGAAGAAGAUUUGGAAUUGAAAGGGGGUCUACACGUGUGCGUCGGUUUUCUCCCAUGCAACCUACGAGUAGAAGAGCAAGCUUUUGGUAGAACGUCUCGCCAAGGGAACAAAGGUUCAGCUCAAAUCAUCGUCCGUCAAAGCGGAAUCGAACACUUGAACAUAGAAGAAGUUCGUCCUGGGGACGACGAAAUCAAGCGAAUGAGAGACUUCUGGGAAUCUGCAAGAUUGGAAGAAAUCAAAAACGUUCUCGUGAAAGAACUGAUGUUCAAAGAUCAACUCUUCGGUCUCUUUUUAAAAUUCUAUAGUGACCAAAGACGAAGUAAGCGAAAGAAACAGGAAAGGUUUGUUCUUGACGAUUUGAAGGAGUUUUGGGCUUUUUGGUUGGAGAAGAAAGACUUCAAAGUUGAAGAAAUAGAAAAGACAAGUGCACAAGCUGAAUUUGACAAGUUUCGUGAAGACGCAAAGCACAUCAUUGGUGGAAGGAUUUGCCAUAAUCCGUAUUAUUGUCUAGGUUUAGCGGAGUACCAUUUGAGGAACGAUGACCGAAAGGAAGCUUCUCAGGUGUUACAGCAGGCCAUCGAAAUGAGUGACGACAAAAACUUGAAUUUAUUGGCAGGAGCGUAUUUGAAACUUUUUCACAUUGCUAUACUCGACGGUCGACAAAUAAUGUACAGAUUUAAGAAAGCCGUAGGAAAUUUGUUUUUCAUCACGGUGAAUGAGAAUACGAAAUAUAAAACUGACGCAAUUAGAUAUUUGGAAAAAGCUGGACAAGCUAUCGACAAUGAAAUAAAUUAUAUCAAUACUUGUUUAAUGAGCGAAGACAACAGUUUCUGUGCAGAAGAAGCGUUAGAAGACAAUGAAGAUGAGAAUUUGUUUUUGAAGCACAUGUGUUCUCGCCUUAGUUGCUUGAAACUACAUAAGGGCAACGUUGAGAGUUUAAUAGAACAAAUUAAUCAGCUGUCUGCAGUGGCGAUCCAAGGUAAAAGUCCAACAGCGGAAGAACAGUUUCAAGACGUUUUUAAAAGCUCGGAGUUGAAUGAAGUAAUCACUAGCCACGAACUUCAUGAAGUACAGUCUAUAGGAAUUGAUACUCUUUAUGCUUUAAGAGAAGUACACGAUGUUCCACCAACUGUCAUUCGUGCAGCUCAGAUACAAAUUGGUGCUGGAAUUGCAGCCCUGACCACUGGACUCGUCUUCCUUCCAGUCUUCCCCAUAAUGAGUCCAAUCGCUGCAACCUUAAUUUCAGAAGGCCUCUUAGACAUCAUAUUUGAAAUACUAUCACAAGGCUAUCAAGAAUUCGACAGACAGGCUUUCAUGAAGUCCAAAUUUAUCUCCUAUGGCAUAUCUAUUCUCACUUUCGGCUUGAGUGCCGCUUUGCAGUCCAAAGUGAUCCUAGACAAAGCCAUCGAAUAUUGUCAAAGAUUGUCAAAAUUCUUACGUGGAAGCACCCGUUUCAAAAGCAUAUGUGAACGCUUGGCUAAAGUUGUUGACAAGAUACAAAAGUACUUCGAGAAGCUUCGUUUGGCUGCUGAACUGAAAAACUUAACCAAAGCUCAACAGUUAACCAAAUUGAAAGAAUUGAGUUGCACCAAUCCAGAGCUAUUCGCAAAACUUGACUGUGGUGCUAAACUGGAAAAGCUACAAGCACUGGAAAAACUGGGGAAGCUUCAGGUAUCACGAGUCGAACUACUUUUGGACUUCACGAUGAAAACCGGCACGAAAAUCGUGAAGCACCCUGCUCUUUACAACAACGUUGUAAAACCCAUAGAAAAUCAAGUUUUUGAGAAGUUGUUUAAUGGAAUUAUGAAAGAACUACGAAACUCGGUUAAUAAGAACAACGAUUUACGCUUGAAACUUAUCACAUCACCAAGACAUGACAUAGACAAGGCAGUAGAGAAACUGUUAAACGAGACGGAGUUUAAGACUGUAGUGGGCACAAUUUACUCAAAACUUUCAGAAAAGUUUGAUGUUGUGCCUUUCAACCAAAUUUUAUCUUCAGCUGAGGCAAUCACCAAUUUGCAGACUUUUCUGAACUACGCUGACAACUUUGCUUCGAAUCUUGAGAAGCUUUUGGACUAUGGUGGAACUGCAAACAACAACGUCGACCAAAUUAUUGAAGAAGUGUGCAGGAGAGUGGCUGCAAAAAUUAUCGCUUUCUUGAAGGAGUGCUACAACAACGUCAAAAAGGUCGUUUCUACCGCAAGAAAGCUGCGUUUCAAUAAAGAACUGAUCAUUUCAGCUGCGGAAAAUUUCGUGAUGGAACAAAUGUCGGCAAAAAUCCUCGACAAACUCCGAUUCGAGAUGAAGAGAGCCUUGAAGGAGUCGAUUAAAGGCCGUUCAGAGUUGAUGGAGAAACUUCGGACGACAGAGCAGGCGGCAAUCUUUGCUGUGCUCGAUCAGUUGCAAAGGGACCAUGGAAUUGCACAGUUCCAGAUCGCGUUUGCCGUUUUAAAGUCGUUGGAAAUCGUGCCUGUAGGUCGGGUUGUUAGUUCUGGAUUCAGUGUCACCAUCUGUACCUACAAGUUUGUUAAAUGUAGUAGUAAGUUUGCAGCAGAUCUGGAAGCAGCUCUCAGAGGUGGCUGUUGCGACAACAAAGUAGCAGAUAUUAUUGAAAUGAUUUCAUCAAAGAUGGUGGAUUUUCUUUUGCCUUUGCUGGAGAAAGUCAUCGCAGGGACCAUAGACUUAGUUUCCGCGAUUCGGAGUAUGGACAAUUUUCGUAUUGAAGAUAUUGUCGACAAUUUGCCCACCAUUGCUGCGAACAUGGUCGAUGUUUUAAUGUACGAAUUUCGAGGAAAGUUUUUCCAACUUGUAACAAAGAUGCUCAUUUCUGGGUGUAAGAAAUUGGCAAGUUUGGUGGAGAAGCUUCGAACAACGCCUUUAGACCAAAUUAAUACUACAGUGAGCGAAAUUCUAAGUAAUGACACUGUUAAGAUUCUACAAUUAUUCUACGAACUGUACGAAACACUCGAAGGUAUGUCAAAAACAAAGCUACUGAGUGGAAGUCUAGAAACAAUUUUUAAAAUGUCAGGGGUUUCUGUGUACAUCGGCCAGUUUGCGCUCUCUCUGGAAAAACGUCUACAAGGUGGAAACGAAAACAACAACACCGAUGAAAUUAUUGAAGAUAUUUGUUCAAAACUAAUGAAAUCAGUCGAACCUCUCCUGGAACAGCUGUUUUUCCAACGAAACAAUACAGGUGUGACUGUGAGCACUUCUGAUAAAUUUUCGAGAAUAAUCAAUCUUGUCUGGAACUUGCUCCAACCGAAGAUAAUCGAAGCAUUCAAAAGAAAUCUUCGCAGAUCUAUAAGAAAACGUGGAAUAUUAAUGGAAAAACUUCGUACAUCUUACUACAAUGUUAUCAAAAAAGAAUUCAACGAUGUUUUGAAGAAAAGUUUGUUUGAAAGACUUCUGACAAAGCUUGUUCCGGAAGUAUUAGUCUCUUUCCAGAGAGAAUUCGGUAAGUCUGGUGUUGCAAUCCUGAGCUUGAGUUUUGACAUCAGUAUCCACUUGAACGACUUAAGAAAUUAUCAAGAUACUUUUGCCCAAGCUCUCGAAAAUGUCCUCACUGGUGGCUCACAUAACAACGACGUUGACACCAUUAUCGAUGAAAUCGAGUCCGAAAUCAUGAAAAUCGUCACGCCUUUGCUGCAGAAGAUUUACGAAAACACUAAAAACAUCAUCGGUGUUGUACAAGAAGAUAAUUCAACCAACUUUGAUGAUGCGCCCAUAGAUACGGAGAAAAUUAAAAACAUUUUGAUAACGGAAAUUGAAGAAUCGCUUGCCAACGAACUCGUGAAAUUUUUCGAGAAUUCCUUGAGAAAAAAACUAAAUGCUAACGAAUCUUUGAAGGAUAAACUGCGCACAAAUCCCUCCGACGAAAUCGUAGCAAUUGUGGAUAUAGUAAUGAAUACCGAAAGAAACAAAAUUUUGGCGUUCCUUCAGCAACUUUGUCAAAGCCUGCAAAGUGGUACACACGACUUCCGAAUGUUAUUUACCGCAAUUCAAGCGGGCCUCGACUUAACACAUUUUAUUUUGUACGUUGACAAGUUUGUGUUUGAACUUGAAACUCGUCUCCAUCUUGGAAAUGAAAAUAACAACUUCGAAGAUAUCAUUUUCGACGUUUGUAUGGCGAUGUCUAAAUUCGUUGGACCUCUAAUAAAAGAAGUUUUAAAUAGCGGCACGAACUUUGCUCGACAGAAAAACAAGAGCUUGAAAAGUCUACCAGAAGUGUUAGACAUAACGAAGAAGUUUUUGUGGAAGAAAAUUUCCGAUAGGAUUUUAGAGGAGUUUAAGCAGCGUUUGAACAUUUCCAUUAAGAAUCGCAAACCGUUAAUGCUCAAACUUCAAACUACGAACAGAAAAUUCAUAGUGGAAGCUGUUAGAAAGCUUCUGGCGAAAGGGCUACUCGAAAGACUGUUUAGGAAACUCGUGCCACAAUGUCUAAAUUUGCUGGAAGAUGAAAUGGGCAAAUCGGUGGUCGUGUUGGUGUCUUCCAGUUUUCAACUUACACUUGACUUGAAUGACAUCUUCAACUACGUCAACAAUUUUGCGGCCCAACUUGAUUAUGGCUUGAAAGGAGGGAGUUGUAAUAACGAUGUUGGCGAAAUGAUCGUCGAAGUCGAGUUUAAUGUUGUAAUGAAGGUCUCUCCUUUGUUGGAAAACAUCUACCAACAACUAUCACACUUCAAAUCUGCGGUUUUUGGAGAAGUAGAGGACUUCACUGACAUUAAUGCUACUUUGACCACAACCGUGGACAUAGUGAUCAGAGAAAUUUGUAUCUCGGUUAUAGACCAAAUGGUAAAAAUGAUCAUCCAAGCGCUGAAAAACUUCUUGGAGCAAAGUUCAUCUCUAGAAAACAAACUUCGAACAGCAACAAUGGUCGAUAUUAAUGCAGUAGUUGCAAACAUUUUGGCGGAAGAUGGAAUCAAAACAAAAGUACGUGGUUUCACGAACAAAAUUCUUGAACAAGUGCAUACUGGCUUAGAUGAAUCAGCUACGAAUUUUCUAACCCAAGGGAUCGCUGAUCUGGCAAACAUUGUUCCUCUUAUAAAUAAUUUUGCGUCUAAACUUGAGGAACGUCUUUCCACUGGAGAAGAAAACAACGAUAUUGACGAAGUAGUAGGAGAAAUUUGUUUGGAUGUUGCAAUUGCGAUUCGUGAUUGCUUGAAAAAUGUUUAUGAAAAUAUGGCGGAUGUUGUGGGUAAUAUAGAAACAGUGAAGAAGAAAAAGAAGAUGUUUGUAGAAGAGUUGGAGAAACAAUUGUCUUGCCUGAAAACUAGGCUGAAAUCAUAUUUGUAAAUCUUAAGUUUUUUUGUAUUUUGCUUUUCAUGACAUUUGAUAAACAGUUUUUAUGUAAUUAAGGUUACACAUAUUAAAUGUUUUUACGCUUUUAAA